GGGACGCUUCUUUCAGCAGCAGCAACAGUUAUUCAGCCACCUCGGUAGCUUGCUAGCCAAAAUAGCCGAACCCAUAAAGCUCUUUAGACGCUUUAGUGUAUAUUAGCCACUGUAUUUUAAACCCUUGUCUGUCGUCUAGUUAGUUAGUUAUCCUAUUUAAUUUCAUAUUUACGGUGUUGUUAUUAUUCAGCUAGCGGGCUGGUUAAGUUAGCAUUAGCCUAGCUAGCUAAUAUCUCCGACCAUGAGUUCACUAAAUUACUCUCUUCCUGCUGAAGAAGAGACGGUCUGUUGGACGGAGAAAGAAGCUCUCAUCAAAGAGGAGGAGGAAGAGAAGGAUGUUACAAUACAAAAACAAGUAGAGGGUGAGGCUGUUACCCUGAAAGAAGAAGAGAAAGACGUUACAGUGAAAGAAGAGGCGUUCAGAGUGAAAGAGGAGGAGGGUGUUACAGUAAAAGAUGAGGAGGUUUCAGUUUUUGAAGUGAAAGCGGAGGAGGGGGAGAAUACGGUCAAAUCGGAAGAAGAGGAGGAGGAAGAGGAGACUGUUACAAUACAAAAACAAGUAGCGGGUGAGGUUGUUACCCUGAAAGAAGAAGAGAAAGACGUUUCAGUGAAAGAAGAGGAAGACGUUUCAGUGAAAGAAGAGGAAGACGUUUCAGUGAAAGAAGAGGAAGACGUUACAGUGAAAGAAGAGGCGUUCAGAGUGAAAGAGGAGGAGGGUGUUACAGUAAAAGAUGAGGAGGAUUCCGUUUUUGAAGUGAAAGCGGAGGAGGGGGAGAUUACGGUCUCAUCGGAAGAAGAAGAGGAAGAAACUGGAUAUCUGGGCCCGAUUUCCCAAACGCAAUUUAAGGCAUGCAGUGGUUCUAAAGAUGAACUUAGCCAUAAGAUGGUUUUGAGAAACCGGGCCGUGAUUACCACUGGAGAGAGACGGGACUACCGUGGAUCCUCUGGGAAGCCUCAACAACCUCAUGAUGCUGACAAGGCAGAGAAGAGUCUCUCCACAUCAGAACUCCUCCAGAAACACCAGCAGAGACCCACAGGGAAGAAAUCUCAUUGCUGCUCUGACUGUGGGAAAGGUUGCAAAUCUUCAUCAGAACUUAAAAUACACCAGCGAGUACACACAGGAGAGAUACCUUAUAGCUGUGAUCAAUGUGGCAAGAGUUUUACUACAUCAAGCCAUCUGACAGUACACCAGAGAACACACACAGGAGAGAAACCUUAUAGCUGUGGUCAAUGUGGAAUGAGUUUUACUGCAUCAAACCAUCUGAUUCGACACCAGAGAACACACACAGGAGAGAAACCUUAUAGCUGUGAUCAAUGUGGGAAGAGUUUUGGUCAAUCUAGCAAUCUGACAGUGCACCAGAGAACUCACACAGGAGAGAAUUCUUAUAGCUGUGGUCAAUGUGGGAAGAGUUUUACUACAUCUGGCUCUCUGACUCUACACCAGAGAAUACACACAGGAGAGAAACCUUAUAGCUGUGGUCAAUGUGGGAAGAGUUUUGGUCGAUCUGACCAGCUGACAUCACACCAGAGAACACACACAGGAGAGAAACCUUAUAGCAAUGAUCAGUGUGACAAGAGAUACUCUGAUAAAAGAUCUCUGAUCAAACAUCAGAAAAUAUAUACAUGAAGGAGUUAUUUUGUGAUAUCAAUGAAUUAAUGUCACAAUGUAGAAUGUUUUAACAUUUUAGUAUGGGUAUUUUAAGGAGUUUCACAAUGUAGAACCCGAAUUCAAUUGAUUUCAGCGAUAUUUUAUGAUAUGAUAUUAGCUUUGGGAAAAAUCCAGGCUCUGAAUUGAAAGAGUCACUUUUUGUUAAAUCACAUAAACAGUACUGACACAAAAAGAGCUGUGUUACACCAUGUUGUACUAGAGAAUUGGGGACUGGGUCUUCCUGUCUUUAAGUUUGGUGUGGGUUUUUCUUUUGUUUCCCUCUUCUUGGGUAGAUUUAGUGGGUCUUAUGGUGGGUGUCUUUUAUGUCCCAGUUGUUGUUACUAGUCAACUUUCAGUGGACAGAACCCUUUAUAUUUUGGGAUGGAUAUUGCAUCCAAUUAAUAUUUUAGUCAUUGGCAUUUCCUUAGAAUGCUCAUUGGUCUUUCAGUUGUUAAUCUUCUGUUUGUUGUGUACCAAAUAUUUUUGUUUAUUUUCAUUGUUUUCUCCUGUGAAGCCAUUAUGUUGCAUCCAUGUCUGA
Molecule: messenger RNA, 2186 nt
Organism: Salvelinus fontinalis (brook trout)
Lineage: Eukaryota; Metazoa; Chordata; Actinopteri; Salmoniformes; Salmonidae
Product: zinc finger protein 568-like
Exons: 2
Coding region: 242-1627 (461 amino acids)
Biological process (GO): regulation of transcription by RNA polymerase II
Molecular function (GO): DNA-binding transcription factor activity; RNA polymerase II cis-regulatory region sequence-specific DNA binding
Source: RefSeq, a predicted model, not a curated record